GCUGACCUUCCCGGAAGUGUUGCUUCAUUCCAGUCAGCAGGGUUUGUUUAUGUGGAUUCGACCCUGCUCUGAGGAUCACCUGGGACACUUCACAUCUUUAUAUUUCACAAGAAUAUUAAUUUAACUACUGCAGCCUCUUAAUAAACAAACAAACAAGCUAACAAAAUGUCUUGUUUUAGUGUAAAGAGCGGAGCGCGGCUCAGUCUGAUAACCGUCACCUGCCUUCUGUUAGCAUCUCAGGCUACUGCAGCUAAAAAUUCUGAGGACAUCAGGUGUAAAUGUAUUUGCCCCCCCUACAAAGACAUCGCAGGACAAAUCUACAAUCAGAACGUUUCCCUGAAGGACUGUAACUGCCUUCACGUGGUGAAUCCGAUGCCGGUGGAGGGGAAAGACGUGGAGGCGUACUGUUUACGCUGCGAGUGUAAAUACGAGGAGAGAAGCUCCGGGACGAUUAAAGUGACCAUCAUCAUCUACCUGUCGGUCCUGGGGCUGCUGCUGCUCUACAUGGUGUACCUGACCCUGCUGGAGCCCAUCCUCAAGCGCCGCCUGUUCGGACACUCGCAGCUCAUCCAGAGCGACGACGACGUCGGGGACCAGCAGCCGUUUGCGAACGCUCAUGACGUGCUGUCCCGCUCACGCUCUCGCACCAACAUGCUGAACAAGGUGGAGCACGCGCAGCAGCGCUGGAGGAGACAGGUUCAGGAGCAGCGCAAGUCUGUGUUCGAUCGGCAUGUGGUGCUAAGCUAAAAACACCCCCCUAGUGGACGGGCUGGUUAUGACCACUGUUAGAUGUGCAGUGUAACCUUAUAGCCUUUAUAACAUCAUUGUGUGUGUGUGAGUGUGUGUGUGUGAGAGUGUGUGUGCGCUGAGAAUUUUUUUUCAUGACCAAGCAGUGAAUUUAAUCUCUCUUUUUUGCAUGAAAUUAUGUAAAAUCUGUGUAAUUUAAAAACAAAGUUGCGUUCCAGGUGUAAUAUGAAAAAGUGUGUGCUCAUACAAUUAUCUGAUUGAUUAUUAAUAAUCUUCUUUAAUAAAUCUUUGUGUGUGUGUGUGUGUGUGUGUGUGUGUGUAUGCCUAAAUCACAUCUUGAACUAUUUAAGUUUUAUUCCUAAAUAAAGCUGUUUCUUGUUUCUAAGCACAGCCAGUCUGCACCCACCCGUGAAGGUUCUUAUAAACCUAAUCAUGUAUGUUUUCAUGUGAACACACUGCGUUUAUCAAUUACAGUAUUGUUCUAGCACUUUCUCCAGAAGAUAAAUGUUGUUGUGUUGUGUUUUGGGAGUUCAGGAGUUUAGGGUUCAGUGAUGAUGUUAAUAUCUGACAUUUUGUGUUUCUGUGAUCAGUUCUAAUAAACUCGGUACGCGUCUGUGGA
This is a messenger RNA of Clarias gariepinus (North African catfish), 1366 nucleotides long. RefSeq names its product TMEM9 domain family, member B (gene tmem9b). The coding region runs from base 166 to 747 and encodes 193 amino acids. The transcript is spliced from 5 exons. The record is from RefSeq and is a predicted model, not a curated record. Gene Ontology annotation, biological process: positive regulation of canonical NF-kappaB signal transduction. Gene Ontology annotation, cellular component: lysosomal membrane. Lineage: Eukaryota; Metazoa; Chordata; Actinopteri; Siluriformes; Clariidae.